Effrenium voratum is the source of this 514-nucleotide messenger RNA. The record is from the annotation of a GenBank genome assembly. NCBI's taxonomy places the organism in Eukaryota, Dinophyceae, Suessiales, Symbiodiniaceae.
GGCUCGCAGUGAGUCUCGUUGACACCGCCGGUUGCAUUCGCCUUUCAUCACCAUGGCUGAGCUUGAGGACGAGGAGGUCGCCGCGCCGGAGGUGGAGAAGGAGGAGGACGUCACCGACCUCAACGGAGCCGUUCGAGGUGUCCUGAAGCAGGCGCUGAAGGUGGACGGGGUGAUCCGCGGCCUGCACGAGGUCGCCAAGAACGUGGAAGCCGCGCAGGCGCAGGUGGUCUUCCUGGCUGAGUCCUGCAACGAGGCCACCUACAAGAAGCUGAUCCAGGGCCUUUGUCUCGAGAAGAACGUGCCCCUCAUCGAUGUGCCAGACAACAAGAGCCUUGGUGAAUGGGCUGGACUCUGCAAGAUCGACAAGGACGGACUGCCCCGCAAGGUGGUGGGUGCGAGCUGCGUGGCAGUGACCGACUUCGGCGAGGAGGGCCAGGCUUACGGCUUCAUGAUGAAGCACUUGGGCAAGUGAAGUCUGCAAGAUGACGCGUGACAGAGCCAGGGCCUACGGAGA